UUUUAGUUUUUUUAAACUAUUAUUUAUUUAAUUAUUUUCAAUCUAUAAUAUAUCAUAACACUUCAAUAAUAUUGCAAUUGUUUUUGUGUCUUAUAUAUGUAUUUAUUAUUAUGAUAACCAAAAUUUAUCGUUAUUAAUAUAUUGAUCUUUAAUACUCAGCCUAAACUUUUUAUUGUAAUGAAGAUGUUUUAAUUAAAAAAAAAUUUUUUAUUCUGGUAAUGGAUCAACUAAAAUAUGAUAAUUUAACUGCACAUGUCCCAGCAGGAGCUAAAGCAAUCGUCAUCAGAGGAAGUAAUACUAAAAACACGGGGAUAUACAAUUUUGAAGAAACUAGGAGAAGGAUCUUUUGCUAAGGUAUUUCUUUCUGAAUAUAAAUCAGAAAGUGAUCCAGAUAAAAAACUAAGUUUAGCCUGUAAAAUUGUAAAUACAUCUAAAGCACCACAAGAUGUUGUACGAAAAUUUUUUCCACGAGAACUUGAUAUUUUAAUGAAACUUGAUCAUCCACAUGUUGUUCAAAUUCAUAGUAUUAUUCAAAGACGUUCGAAAUAUUAUAUUUUUAUGCAAUUUGCUGAAAGCGGUGAUCUUUUGGAAUAUAUUACAAAAAAUGGUCCAGUUGGAGAAAAUCAAGCUCGGGUUUGGUUACGUCAACUUACACUAGGUUUACAAUAUUUACAUGAAAUGGAAAUUGCACAUCGUGAUAUAAAAUGUGAAAAUGUCUUAUUGACUAUUAAUUUCAACGUUAAACUCGCAGAUUUUGGAUUCGCUCGUUUUGUGACAGAUACUCGUGGAAAACAUGUAUUGAGUGAUACUUUUUGUGGUUCAUUAUUGUACGCAGCACCGGAAAUACUGAAGGGUAUUCCUUAUAAUCCUAAAAUUGCGGAUAUUUGGUCACUUGGUGUGAUCGUGUACACAAUUUUAAACAAAGCUAUGCCUUUUGAUGAAACAAAUUUGGCUCGAUUGUACACACUGCAGACAAAUCGUCGUUGGAAAUUUCAACGAAAAGUUAUCGAUAAACUUAGUGACCAGGUUAAAAAAUUAGUAGGGAAUCUUAUUGAGCCUGAUAUCUCAAAACGUUGGCGAAUUGAAAAAAUUGUUUACUGUAGUUGGAUUGCAAUGGAACCUCAAUUAAUUUUACUCAAACCCAGAGAACAAGAGGCGCUUAACAAGGCAAUUGAUCAUCGCAAAAGUAAUGCAGAAAAAAAUUCGAAAAAACAAACGAUUAUAUAUGAGUAUGACAAAAAUGAAACAAAUGUUAAUAAAACUGUAGAUACAAUUGGAAGCAUAAAAAUUAUUAAAGAUGUCCGUGAAACUCGAUUCUUCACAUCGGUUAUGGAAAGUAAUUUAUUAAAGUUGGAAUCGAUAACUACUAAAGAGUAA
Molecule: messenger RNA, 1377 nt
Organism: Cotesia glomerata
Lineage: Eukaryota; Metazoa; Arthropoda; Insecta; Hymenoptera; Braconidae
Product: testis-specific serine/threonine-protein kinase 1-like
Exons: 4
Coding region: 253-1377 (374 amino acids)
Biological process (GO): protein phosphorylation; microtubule cytoskeleton organization; intracellular signal transduction
Cellular component (GO): cytoplasm
Molecular function (GO): tau-protein kinase activity; ATP binding; protein serine/threonine kinase activity
Source: RefSeq, a predicted model, not a curated record